AUGAGUAGGACACUCGCAUCGGCAGUUGUACUGCCCGAACAGGACAACCUCCCCCCAUCCCCGGAUGCUGGUUUGAAGCGAAGGAAUUCCGUUGCAGAAGCCGACUCGGAGAGCAAACGCCGUCGCCUUAGCUCACAACAAGAUCACACGGGCGACCGAUCACCUGCGGAGCGCAAACAAUCUUCCCCAGAUGGAGCGGAACGCAAGCCGGAACGGAGACCCGGCCGAGGUGGACGUGAGGAGGAACGCAAGCGUGGACAACGUCUAUUCGGUGCUUUACUGGGGACGCUUUCGCAGAGCUCGACUUCGGCGGCUCAGAAGCGGCGUGCGGAUAUUGAGCGGAGACAACAGGAUAAGCUUAAGCUACAGGAUGAAGAGUAUGGCGAGUUGAAGAAGAAGAGACGGGAGGAACGGAUCGCUAUCCGGAAGAAGGAGCAGAGACUCUAUGAAGAGGAAUCGGGCUGA
Aspergillus oryzae RIB40 is the source of this 465-nucleotide messenger RNA. RefSeq lists its product as uncharacterized. The coding region runs from base 1 to 465 and encodes 154 amino acids. The record is from RefSeq and is a predicted model, not a curated record. The transcript is spliced from 2 exons. NCBI's taxonomy places the organism in Eukaryota, Fungi, Ascomycota, Eurotiomycetes, Eurotiales, Aspergillaceae.